CCUCUUACAAGUGCAGAAAAGGAUAGUGGCAAAUUUAUUUUUAAAGACUUCUAUAAAGUUUAACAACUUUUUCUUAAAGCAGGACCCUGGUGUGAGAAAGAAGACCAUUCAUCAGGGAAAGAAACGUGGAAGUUUGCUGAUUAGUAGCAAAGGAGCAGAGACUGCACUUCUUCACCCACACUUGAGAGCCAUGGCCAGUUGGAAAUCCUACAUUGACCACCUGAUGGCUGAUGGGACAUGCCAGGAUGCUGCCAUUGUUGGUUACAAGGAUGUUCCUUCUGUGUGGGCUGCUGUCCCUGGCAAGAUCUUUGUGGGCAUCUCUCCUGUGGAGAUGAAUGUGUUACUGGGGAAAGAUCGCUCUCUGCUAUUUGUCAAUGGACUGACACUGGGAGGCCAGAAGUGCUCAGUGAUCAGAGACAAUCUGAUGGAUGGAGAGUUCACCAUGGAUCUGAGAACAAAGAGCAUUAAAGGAGAACCCACUUUCAACAUUACAAUCUCCCGAACAGCCAGAACUUUGGUUGUGCUAAUGGGCAAAGAAGGAAUCCAUGGAGGAAAUGUUAACAUGAAAUGUUUUGAGAUGGCUUGCUACUUAAGAAAUGCAGGGUAUUGAUGCUCCAGCUGUCCACUGUGGUUCUACUGAUGAAGAGAAUGAUUACUCUGACCAUGUUCAAGAUUGCAACCCUUAUCUUGCACAAAGGAAAGAAUAGAUCUCUUUCUGCUGCAAACUCUUGCUUUACCAGUUGGCUUUUCAAAACUAUUGUGUAAUAUGAGAAUGGGGAAAAAAUAAAAAAUUAAAAUAAA
Messenger RNA from Chelonia mydas (Green sea turtle), 801 nucleotides. RefSeq names its product profilin-1. Gene Ontology annotation, cellular component: cytoplasm. The record is from RefSeq and is a predicted model, not a curated record. Gene Ontology annotation, molecular function: actin binding. Gene Ontology annotation, biological process: actin cytoskeleton organization; regulation of actin filament polymerization; positive regulation of actin filament bundle assembly. The transcript has 2 exons. The coding region runs from base 191 to 610 and encodes 139 amino acids. NCBI's taxonomy places the organism in Eukaryota, Metazoa, Chordata, Testudines, Cheloniidae.